Leptopilina heterotoma is the source of this 3123-nucleotide messenger RNA. Its product is annotated as monocarboxylate transporter 14-like. Gene Ontology annotation, biological process: transmembrane transport; monocarboxylic acid transport. Lineage: Eukaryota; Metazoa; Arthropoda; Insecta; Hymenoptera; Figitidae. The transcript has 12 exons. Gene Ontology annotation, molecular function: monocarboxylic acid transmembrane transporter activity. The record is from RefSeq and is a predicted model, not a curated record. The coding region runs from base 150 to 2147 and encodes 665 amino acids.
AUUGGCCUUGAACGUCUUAUAUAUUGCAUAAUUGACCGAUUUGGCACCCGCCAAUAUAUACCAGCUGUGGGUGGAAAUUUCCUUCCUCCUCUCUCUCUUUCUUUCUCCAAAUAGUGACCAAUUUCGGAUUAUUCCAUCGCUUGACAGUCAUGGAUCCGACAGAGAGCAACAAAGUACAUUGUGAGAAAUCUACUGUAAAACAGAAUGGAUAUAACAAUCACAAUGAAGAAGUGCCUUUUGACAAUUUCACCGACAAAGAUGACGGCAUCGAGGUGGAAAUGGUGGUUCCUCCGGACGGAGGCUGGGGUUGGUUGGUAGUGGCCGCAUCUUUCAUGUGCAAUCUCGUUGUGGAUGGAAUUAUCUCCAGUUUUGGAGUUUUUCUCGACAGGAUUAGUUUAACGUUUGAAGUUUCAAAAGCUCGGGUGGCCUUGGCGAAUUCCUUGCAAUCGGGAUUUUAUUUAAUGGCUGGUCCAUACGUUUCUGCCUUGGCAAACAGAUAUGGUUUUAGAUCGGUUGCAAUUCUAGGAAGUGUUGUCAGUUGUAUUGCAUUUGUACUUUCAUCCUUCAGCACAUCAAUUGAAUAUCUCUACAUAACCUACGGAAUUUUAGGGGGAAUUGGAGCUGGACUGAUUUAUUUACCCGCCGUAAUAACAACAGGAUUUUAUUUCGAGAGAUGGCGAGCUUUAGCGACUGGUAUUUCCGUUUGUGGAUCAGGAAUUGGGGCUUUUAUACUCGCACCAAUUUCCGAUAUAAUAAUCAAAAAUUAUGGAUGGAAACAAGCACUCUUAAUACAAGCCGGCAUGUUAUUAAAUUGUGCUGUAUUUGGUGCGGUAUUUCGUCCCCUAAAACCAAGGAGGAUCAAAGUUAAACCGACAGAGGAAAACGCAAUGAUCGAAGCGAAUACAACACUGAUGGGAAAAGGUUUAUCGCUUGGUUCAUUACAUGCAGGACAGCCAAUUCGAAGUGGUUUCUUUGGAACUAAUAACAAUACAGAAUAUCCGACUGCUGCUCAAUUCAUCGGUAGCAGCCCCGACAUAGUAAACAGAUCGAUGCAUUCACUGCAUAAAGUAAACGAAAUGCAACGAAUGGAGAGAAAAAAAAGCACUUCGGAAAAAAGAUUGUCUGUCCCGAUUUAUCCCGAUUUGGAAGUAAUUAAUGACGAGGAAAUAAAGUCGGUCGAAGAGGAAAAUAAUUUAUUGAGCGGCGAUUUGGAGAGGCUAAAUGGUCGAAUACCGACAAUACGUAGACACACAAUUAGUGGACGUCGUCAAAGUUCUGAUAUUAGCCAGAAAAGUCUCAAGAUGGGUAAUGGCCGAAGUCCAGCAGUGAAGGACCAUCAGAGGCCCUUUUACAGAGAUGAUAUUUUUUAUGGAGGGUCCUUGAAUAGAUUGUCGCAUUAUAAGUCACAAAUAUCUUCGGUUGGUUAUCACAUGUCUGUGACACGACUUCCGACAGCGAAAGAUUUAGCCGAGGAAGAAAGCGGAAAUUGCUAUUUGUGUCCCGAAAGUGUAAGGCGAACUUUAUCGACAAUGUUGGAUUGGAGUUUACUCAAAAGUCCUUCAUUUUUAAUAUUGGCAAUUAGCGGAUCUCUGACAAUGAUGGGUUUCUAUACGCCAUUUAUCUAUUUACCAGACAGAGCAAAAACAUUCGGCAUCGAGGAAUCCACAUGUAUGUUUUUAGUCUCAAUUAUCGGAAUUGGAAAUACAAUUGGUCGUGUCCUUUGCGGAGUGGUGAGCAGUAUUCCAGGAGUUGACGCUCUUAUGUUAAACAAUAUCUUCAUUAGCAUAGGCGGAUUGCUGACAAUUUUCUCCGGUCUCUCGUAUUCUCAAGAGUAUCAAUUUUUCUACUCGGCAGCCUUCGGUCUCAGCAUUUCCGUAUUUGCCUCACUGAGAUCAAUUAUAGUCGUCGAUUUAGUUGGACUGGAAAAACUCACAAAUGCCUUUGGACUUCUUCUUCUAUUCCAAGGAAUGGCGGCAGCAAUCGGCUCACCUUUGGCAGGGCUUUUCAGAGACUUGACUGGAAGUUAUAAUGCCUCAUUUUACAUAUCCGGCUCGUUAAUUCUCUUAUCAGCGAUAAUAUGUUAUCCUUUGAAAAGGAUAAACGAAUGGGAAAAACGUACAAGUUCGAUUGAUAAAUCAAAAUCUUGAUUAAAAUUUAACUGAAUCACCAUCAGUAAACACAGCCAAGACAAAAUUCUACUUUUACACGUGCCUUAUUUUGUACAAAUAAAAAGUAGAGCUUUGCAUCAAAGAAAUGAAAAGACUGCAAAUAUUUUUCAGUCAUGAAUUUAUGAAAACAAUUAGUUUUCAAAAAAAAAAAAAAAACACUAAGCCAUUUUCAUUUUGAAUGGCAAAAGAAAAAAUCAUAACGGUUUUAAAAUUUAAAACUCAAUUUAAAUAGUCAGUGUUAAAUUUUUAUUUACGUUCUAGUAAAUUUUUUUUCAAAACCCCAAAGUUCUAAUCUAGAAUUUUUUACAAUUCUUAGAGAAAACAGGGGAAAAUAUUGAGUUCUCUUAUUAUAAAUAAGAAAUACCUUAUUUCUCAGAGAUUCUUCUACUAAAAGCAAUUUAGCCUUUAAAUUAUUCAAGACCGUUCUUUCUGUAAAAUUAAUUCUAUAUGUUAAUAAGUAAAUUAUUUUGUACAUUUAAUAGUGUAAAUUGAAGUCUAUAUAUAUAUAUUUGAAAAAAAAUACAAUUUUAAAUAAUUAAUUAUCUCUCCAAGACUUGGAACGUCUAAGGAAGAGAUUGCAUUUUUUAAAAUAUGAUAAUAAUUAAAAUUUCAAGUCAUUUAUUUAUUUAUUUAUUACUCUAUUCGCAAUAAUGUAAAAGAAAAACUUUUAAUAAGAAAGUACCUGAAAUAUUUUAGUCUUUAUGACUCUAAUAGAUUUUUACCUGAAAGAACUGCAUAAUAUUUGUGUAAUUAAAAUAAGCGCACUAACUGAAAAUUGUUUCAUUAUAUUGAAACUAAAUAUAUUUUCAUAAUAAAUAAAUAAAUAAAUAAAUUUCUUCUAGUAAAAAUACUUUUUAAGAAUGAUAUGCAAUGUGUUCAUUUUUCACUUCCAUUUGGAACAUAUUUUAUAAAAAUGUAAAAUUAUAUUUAUAAAUAUAAAAUUAUAUUUAUACUA